Daldinia vernicosa is the source of this 1308-nucleotide messenger RNA. RefSeq lists its product as uncharacterized. The record is from RefSeq and is a predicted model, not a curated record. Bases 49 to 1131 code for a protein of 360 amino acids. Lineage: Eukaryota; Fungi; Ascomycota; Sordariomycetes; Xylariales; Hypoxylaceae. The transcript is spliced from 2 exons.
GUGGGAUUCCAGAACAAUAAGGUAAAGGUAUGUUAGGUGGUUAGGUUAAUGGAAAUAGAAUCCGCGAGUGGUGUAUCUCGUAGUAGUCCACCGUCCAUAAUGAACUGCACCAACGCGCCCGCCUCCGUCCCCAGCGACGCCGGCAUCGCAGGUAUCGGCGUGCUCCUCUCCUUCAUAGUCACGGCCGCGAUAUCCAUCCUCAUCAGCGCCUCCCUCGUCUUCCAAGAAAUGCGCAACAACGCCCAGAAGAAACCCUCCAUCCUCCGCCGCAAGCUGCUCAACUCGUACUCGGACCAGCAGAUCCUCACCGGCAUCGGCAUCCAAUCCGUCGGCCUCGCCAAGCGAACGUCCCUGGUCCCGUACCACUUCUUCCUCGUGUGGAUGCUCUCGCUGCUCUCGAUGGCCGUGCACAACGCCACCCUGCUCGCUCUCGCGCGCGACUUCCGCCGCGACUGGGUCCUCCGCUGGAUGCGCGAGCUGCUCAUGCUCGUCAACCUGGUGCUGUCGUGCACGUACGGGGUGUUCAUCCUGCGCUGCGUCCAGCGCGGCAUCGGCGACGGCACGCUCCCCGUGGCGUGCGCGUGGCGGCCGGAAACACCGGACGGGCCCGCGGCGGGCAGCAACGCGGCGGUCUCGUACGCGGGCACCGGGGCCGUGGUCGCGGGGAACGUGGCCGUCUUCGCGCUGGCGAUAUGGUACCUCCACGCGCGCGCGCGGCGCUUCUACGCGGCCGUGCAGGCUGUCGGGCUGGUGCUUAUGACGGCGUUUGCGGUCGGGGCGACGGUGCGCGUGGCGUACCUCGCCGACGCGUUCGCGCACUCGACGCCUAUCCGGCUGAGCGACGGCGGCGAGCGAGAUUGGAGCUUUGGACAACUGCUUUCCGUAGGCAUGCUGCUCUUGCCGCUGGCGACUGUCGUCGAGAUUCUAAGAGGCGAGAUUAAGUGCGCGCCGCCGGAGAGCGAUGGGGAUGGUGAUGAAGGGAAGGGUCGGUUGUUGGAUGAGGAGGGACAGGGGCAAAAGCAAAAGGAGACGCGGGAGUUGAGGUCGGAUAAUCUGCAGACCCAGGAAUGUCCAGAAUUCCAGCCGAGUCCGUUUUCAGGGUCGGUGUCGAGCCUUUUGCGUAAGAAGUAGGAGGGAGGAGAGGAGAGUAUGAGAAUGCUGGCAUAUGAUUUUGAUGCUUGAUGAGCAAGAUGAGAGAUACCCCUUACGCACGCGCGAAUGAAUAGAUAAUAUUAUAUUUCCCCCUUUAUAUUUAUUGCCCCUUAUGGGCCGUCUUGGAUGAUGAGCCUGCGACUUAUAUCUAAUGGU